AUGGUCGCCACACGUUUCAAAACUUAUCAGUCGAGUGUUUCGUCUUCCAUCCACAAUUCUUAUGCUUCCAGCGUUUCAGAUUCUAUGGCUCCCUCACCACCAAAAACUGCAACUUCUUCGAAGGGCAAAUGCUACAAAGGAAUCCCAACGAAACAUUCAUAUAAGAAAAUUCGCAGGUCUGUUCCACCUACUAAGGAAGGUCAACACUGUCCAGUACCCAUCUCUGUCCAUUGCUCACAUGCAGGGCGAUCUUCUAAACUAGUAUCUCCUCUUACUAUCAAAAGGGAAGUCCUUGAGUUUUCUCCACCACACACAUCCCGUCCGUCUGCGUCCUCCUCUAUGUCAGAACCUAGGGUUUUCGUUGAGACAGUGGUAUUAGAUUCUGAUUCCUCUGACAGUGAAGACAAUGUGGUGUUGUCAACCCUUCUUCAUUGCAAGGUAGGGUUUCGUUCUUGUCAAUCCCCACCAAGGGAAGCAUCUCCUCCUAAGGAGGAUCUAUCUCGGCCUACUGACCAUGGUCAGUCUUUCGCUGCUUCGUCAUCACCUCAUGCUUCCCCACAAGCUUCUCUUCCAAAUAAUGAAGACGAUGCACGUGACGAAACUGACGAAGAUUAUGUACCUGGAACUGAAGAAAUGACUGUACCCGAGGACUCUUUGACAUUUACUGAGGAUCCUAGUGUAUCCCAUCAUACUCGAACGUCGAAACCUAGUUCAACUGAAGGCUCGAGUGAAUUCUCCACUCCGAUGUCACCGCAUGGGCAUGUCGGUUCUUCCUCUUGUCCGCGUCGUCCUCCUGUCAGAGGACAACGUGUCAUCUCAACCCAGGCAGGACGAAGGAAGAUACCCCCAAAUGUACCCUCUAUGCCAAUUGACUGUGUGUCUUUUCACUCUGAGAAGGGAGCACACAAAUGGAAGCAUGUGGUUAAGUGGCGGAUUGCUGAUGAAGCUAAUAGUUUUUACCAGUACAACUCAUGUCCUGUCGUUCUUGAUUUAAUCUGCAAUGAUGGGCUUCAUCGGACUGUUUCUGUGGUUGGUCCUUCCGACUUCAAUGAUUCAAGUGCUGAAAAGUAUCAGAAGGUGCUUAUUCAGGUGUCUAUUUUAAUGUCUCCAGACUUACUGAAUACUUUUUUGGGCAACGCACUGUCGGCUGACUACGUUGUCUCAUAUCCUACUCCUAAACGUCUGGUUGAGGAGCUUACCGGUGGAACUUUUCCUGUCUGGCCGGUUGAUGGGCAGUUACCGAUUGCUUUGUUGACUGUAAAAUAUGCGAUCAUCCACCGGAUUGGUAUCUCGAACUGGAUUCCCUCUACUCAUGCAUCUACCAUCUCGACUUCUUUAGGACUUUUUGUCUACCUUAUGGGCACUGGAGUUAAGGUGAAUGUUUGUGAAUUCAUCUUUAAUCACUUACUGCGCCACGUUGAUACGUUUUCCAUUCAUAUUCCCAUCUGUUUCCCAAGAACACUGAGUGGUUUUCUCCUGGCUCAACAACCGACCAUAUUGACCCCAUUAGAUACUAUUGGCACAGCUCCAUAUAUUAUACCUCUUAGUAUGCGACUCUUUCAAGGGUCCCACAUUCAAGAUGUUGAUGCUGCAUUUGAGAAUGCACCUGGGGGGACUAGUGUUGUUGCUGCUACAAAUCCAAUUGUUGGUCAACCUCUGGUUCUCUCUGUUUCAUUGGUCAAUCGUCUGCUGCAAGCGUUAAUGGCUGAAUCUCGAUCUCUGACUUGCCAAAUCAGUGAACUGUCUGAUAGGCGCACUGUUUUGGAUGUAAUUCUUUGUGAUUUUAGGCGUGCAGCAUCAGGGUCUUCUACUCCUUCGUCUGAUCAGUAG
This is a messenger RNA of Cucumis melo (muskmelon), 1830 nucleotides long. RefSeq lists its product as uncharacterized. The transcript has a single exon. Lineage: Eukaryota; Viridiplantae; Streptophyta; Magnoliopsida; Cucurbitales; Cucurbitaceae. Bases 1 to 1830 code for a protein of 609 amino acids. The record is from RefSeq and is a predicted model, not a curated record.